This is a messenger RNA of Esox lucius (northern pike), 5111 nucleotides long. RefSeq names its product zinc finger protein 711 (gene znf711). The coding region runs from base 282 to 2969 and encodes 895 amino acids. Lineage: Eukaryota; Metazoa; Chordata; Actinopteri; Esociformes; Esocidae. The record is from RefSeq and is a predicted model, not a curated record. Gene Ontology annotation, molecular function: RNA polymerase II transcription regulatory region sequence-specific DNA binding; metal ion binding; DNA-binding transcription factor activity, RNA polymerase II-specific. The transcript is spliced from 9 exons. Gene Ontology annotation, biological process: regulation of transcription by RNA polymerase II. Gene Ontology annotation, cellular component: nucleus.
CCUCCCUUGGUUGCGAACGAGCAACGUGAUUGGCCCAGGCCUCGGAAGAGUGCCCAGGCCCGGGGAACCAAAUGUACAGGCCGCAUUUAGCUUACCGUCGAAAUAUAAACCCAAACAAUAAAAGACAAAAUUGAGAAAGAAGAGAUAUCUGCAAUACAUGUGAAGGAGUCCGUAAUCAGGCUUCUCUUCAUUAAUGGAAGGACGAUCCACCAACGACCUACUGUUAUUCUUAUUCUCAACAGCACUGGCAUCAAAUGUGAAGCCUUUUUAAGAUCAAAGAGAUGGACCACGGUGGAGGGGUCUUGGAGUUGAAGAUGCCACACACCAUGAUCAUGCAAGACUUUGUGGCGGGAAUGGGGGGCAUGGCCCACAUUGAUGGGGACCACAUUGUGGUGUCUGUGCCUGAGGGAAUGCUCCUAUCUGAUGUCUUGACGGAUGAAGGCAUCCUGCUGGAGCAUGGCCUGGAGGUGGAGGGACUCGAGACGGAGGUGGAAGUGGAGGGCCUGGAGGCGGAGGUGGAAGUGGAGGGCGUGGAGACGGAGGUUGAGGAGUUUGGAGCAGAGGUGGUCGAGCUGGAGACUCACUUGGUCGAGGGCAUCGAGACGGAGGUGGUCGAAGGCCUCAACGGUGAGGUGGAGGUCCUGGAGGAAAGCCUAGAGACUGAGGUUGAGGUGAAGGACCUUGGGGAGGAGGAAUUCGAAGGCCUAGAAGCCGAGGUAGAAGUGGUGGGACUCGAGGCGGAUGUACUAGAGGAGUGCCUGGAGACAGAGGUGAUCGAAGGCCCUGACGUGGGCCAUCAGGACCUGCUGGGGACGGAGGUGGCCAUCGAGGACACUCUGGACUCCCACCACCAUGUCCUAACCUCUGAACUCACCCAAGGCUCCGUUCACCAUCACAUCCACCACCACAUGCCAGACCAGCUCUUUGUGGAGCACCAGGAGGAGGAGGACAGCCAUGGGGGGGAUUGCUUGGACCAGGAGCUGGGAUCCGAGGCCGGAAUGGCAGGGGACGAGGGUGGGGACGAGGGGACCGUGAUCCAGGCCCACGAGGAGAUGCCCGUGGAGGUGGAAGCUGUCUCGCUGCAGACCGACGAGGACGAGGAGGAUGAGAAGAGCACCUCGGAGGACUACCUUAUGAUCUCCUUGGACGACGUUGGUGAGAAGCUGGACCUAGGAGACACUCCUCUGGAGAUUAGCACUGAGGUGAUGCAGGACGACGGCUCUAACAAGGAUGGUUCUGAGGUCAUCAAGGUCUACAUCUUCAAAGCCGAAGCGGACGAUGAUGUGGGAAUAGGUGGGACAGAGGUGGUGUCGGAGAGCGACUUCCAUAACGGCCCCCACGCUGUCUUGGAGUCCAGGGGAGGAGGGAGGCACUGCCGUGGGGAGAAGAUGGUCUACAUGGCUGUAAAGGACCACGCCCAGUCAGAGGAGGAUAUCAACGUGUCUGACAUGGCGGAGCAGGUGUACAUGGAGGUGGUGGUAGGAGAGGAGGAGGCCUCUGCAGUCCAGGAGGCCCAGCUGGAGGACUCUCCCAACAGCAAGAUGUUUGUCCCCGUCUCCUGGGCGGCUGCUUACGGGAACAGUCUGGACACGGUAAAGAAUGGAGCGCCCAGGCCCUACCUUCAGAACCGAGACGGUGCAGGAACCAACCGAGCCCUCAAGCAGAAGAUCAAGAAGAAGAAGAAGGGCGAGACACGUCAGUGCCAGACAGGCUUGGCCGACAUCUCUUCCGUUGGUCUCCCCUCAGCUGUGAUCAUCGGUCCGGAUGGCAUGCCCCUGACUGUCUACCCCUGCCACAUCUGUGGGAAGAAGUUCAGGUCGCGAGGCUUCCUUAAGUGCCACAUGAAGAACCACCCGGACCACCUGCUUAAGAAGAAGUACCAGUGUACAGACUGUGACUUCACCACCAACAAGAAGGUGAACUUUCACAACCACCUGGAGUCCCACAAGCUGCUGGCCCACCGUGGCGACCGGGACCGAAGCUCCUCCCCGGAGUACCCAGAAUACAACAGGACCACGCCGGAGUACACUGAGUACACCCGGCAUUACCACGAGGACAGCCAGCUGGGCUCCAACAAACUCAUCCUGAGGGACAAGGGGUCCAAGCUGCACCACUGUAAGUACUGUGACUAUGAGACCGCAGAGCAGGGCCUCCUCAACCGCCACCUGCUGGCCGUGCAUAGCAAGAACUUCGCCCACGUGUGCGUGGAGUGCGCCAAGGGCUUCCGGCACCCCUCGGAGCUGAAGAAGCACAUGCGAACGCACACGGGCGAGAAGCCCUAUUGCUGCACGCACUGCGACUUCCGCUGCGCCGACCAGUCCAACCUAAAGACUCACAUCAAGAGCAAGCACGGCGCCGACCUGCCUUACAAAUGCGGCCACUGCCCCCUGGCGUAUGCGGACGAGCUGGAGCUGCAGCGGCACGUGGACAUGGUCCAGGGGCACAAGACCCACCAGUGUCCCCACUGCGAGCACAAGAGCACCAACUCGUCGGACCUGAAGCGCCACGUCAUCUCGGUCCACACGAAAGACUUCCCGCACCAGUGCGACGUGUGCGAGAAGGGGUUCCACCGGCCCUCGGAGCUCAAGAAACACUCUGAGACGCACAAGGGCAACAAGAUGCACCAGUGCCGACACUGUAACUUCACCACCUCGGACCCUUUCACGCUGAGUAGACACAUCCUGUCGGUUCACACCAAGGACCUCCCCUUUAAGUGCAAGCGUUGCCGGCGGGCGUUUCGACAUCCGACGGAGCUCAAGAAGCACAUGAAGACGCACAGCGGGAGGAAGGUGUACCAGUGUCAGUACUGCGAGUACAACAGUUCGGACGCGUCGGGAUUCAAACGCCACGUGAUCUCCAUCCACACCAAGGAGUACCCGCACUGCUGUGACUACUGCCCCAAAGGCUUCAGGAGGCCCUCGGAGAAGAGCCAACACAUAGCCAGGCACCACAAAGACAUGCUGAUGUGAUGUCCUUGUUACUCCGCCCGACACGGGCAGACUGACACGGGCUGAUUUCCUUAGUCUACGUAGGCCAGUUUUAAAUGACAAAGGGGGAACAGCGUCUGGGCAGCGUCGUUCCGAACUGGUCCAUUUUUAGAUGGCUGACGAUGGUUGAUGGCGACAUUGGAACUGAACGCUCGUGUUCCGUUUUCACUGGUUGUAUGGAGUUGGAUUUCACAUGAACCCACCCAUCUCUUCUCUCCCGGAAGCAAGGAAUAUAGGAAUAUUGUGGGACUUUGGUUGAAGCUUAAAAAUGAUGUAUUUGUAAGCCGUGGGAUAUCUGUAACUAUGUAUUUGUUUUGCUGCAGAAAAUGGAUUCGCAUUUAAUGAACAUUUAUUCAGGGUCUCAAAUUAAGUUUAUUUUUAUACUUGUUGCAGCUUAAACGCUGCGCGAAAGAGAGACCGACAGCCAGACAGACUUUUCCUCUAACUAAUAUAGGAAGUGGUGCUUUAAGGUCAUCCAGGCCAGUACUUCUCUCCAUCUAUCUUACCAGACUAUCAAACUAGUACAAAGGGCUGCUUUGCUCUCUACUGUACAAUACCCACUACAAACGUAAUAUCUGAUCCUGGGUUCAAGCAGUGUUUCAAAUCUUUAACAUACAGUAUGUUUAGUGUUUGCUUUAGCCUAGCUUGUGUGCCAGAUGAAAGGGGUUUGGCUUGGAAUAAAAUUAGUUGUUCCUUUGGGCCAGGAAAGCGCAAACAAGCCCAGCUUUUUGAAAUAAUUCCAAAUAUAAUUUGAAUCCAGGUCUAAAGUAUCCUCCCAGUGACUUGGUUUUUACCCUAAUACCGGUUGUAAAGGCAUUCUUAAUAACAAUUGUGUCAUGAACCUGAUUGCUGUACUACAAAGCAGGAUUAAUGAGUUAGCCAGCUAAACAACCAGACAUAACUUGGGGAGUCAUUGGGAAAUCCAUGAACCCUAGUUAACUUAUUGACCCUGCCAUGUGUUAUAGUCUCAGGUAGGGUGGUCUACAUGUAAGGGCGGACAGAGACUGCCCUGCUGAUGGGACGCUAGUUUUGACCUGGACCUUUAGGGUUCUGGCCAAGAGUAGUGCGAUACUUAGCAAAUAGAUUGCUGUUAGGACCGUUGACAGUGAACCAAUGUUUACACAAGCACCUUAAUGUAACCCACAACCCAUGAAACCAACUCAUUCAAAAAAGAUAGCCCCCCCACCCCUCCUAACGGUGCCGAUUUAUUAUCCAUUAAAGUUGUUUAAUGUUUUGAUGUCAUGUAAGAUGGACAGGUGGUUAAGUUCUUUUGGUUUGGUUCAAAGCUCCCGCGGGUUUUAACCACAGUUUUGUGACCAUGUUGUGAAUGCCACUGUAAGAUGUGUCUGUAUGUGUACGUAUAAUCGCAUAUAACACGGAUGCGCUCCCACGUAUUCCAACCAGCGGGUGGUAAUUAUGCCUUAUAUGUCCUGUUGUUUCUUACUCCUCAUGCACUGAGCUCUGCUGACACAGAAAUCGGAAAAAAAGAAAAGUGAUUUUUAAAAGUCUCAAACAUGCUGUGUAAAGUACCAUUCUCUAAGAGAUUAUUUAUGUUUGAGUCUGUAGAAAGCACUUUAACUUUUUUAUUUUACUUUUUAUUUUAUUUUAUGUACAAGCAGAGGGUGUAUGAUUCGUAUUCCCUGAAUUUAAGACAGUUUGUGAGUGGUGGAGAAAGAAGUCUGUGGUGGGACGGUAUCGAUCUGCAAUAUGUAUAUGAUCAAAAUGUGUAAGUAAAAGAGAGAUUUCAGUUGAACUGUUCUGUUUUUUAAUAUCUGACAGGUGAUUGGUUGGUCUUUCUGUUGAGAUAUCUGCUAACGGGUUUCCUCCAAUCUGUCACAACUAAAGCACGGCAAUUGGGCUACACACACACACCAACAGACAUGACAACACGCGCACACACUCCAUUGAAUUAAUCGGUUGAGGGACUGGCACACGUACGAAGCGCACACACCUUGAAUACAAUGGUUAAGAUAUUGGCAUUCAAGUCUUAAGGUAUGCACAUAACCUUUAUCCAUGAAAUGUAAAAAAUCAUGCAUUUUUCUUGUACCUUUUUGUUAAUUUUCUUUGUCUGAUUGUUCACAAACUACUGGUGAGGAGGAACUAAAAUAAAAAGGUAUCUUUUUA